Cordyceps fumosorosea ARSEF 2679 is the source of this 2037-nucleotide messenger RNA. RefSeq names its product Transcription factor. Gene Ontology annotation, cellular component: chromatin. Lineage: Eukaryota; Fungi; Ascomycota; Sordariomycetes; Hypocreales; Cordycipitaceae. The transcript is spliced from 2 exons. Gene Ontology annotation, biological process: DNA-templated transcription; regulation of transcription by RNA polymerase II. The record is from RefSeq and is a predicted model, not a curated record. The coding region runs from base 1 to 2037 and encodes 678 amino acids. Gene Ontology annotation, molecular function: zinc ion binding; DNA-binding transcription factor activity, RNA polymerase II-specific; RNA polymerase II cis-regulatory region sequence-specific DNA binding.
AUGCCCAUGGGAGAUGCUGGGCCCGUGUUUGGUGUUGAUGCCGGGCUUCAUAAAUCCCCGACUGGUGGGAUGCCUGAAGAUUUUAUGGUCUAUCUUUUUGAUACAGCGCCGAAUCAUCACGGUGCUAAAGACGGCAUGUUGCCGCAAGCAUCAAUGAACUACGGGGAUCUCAAUAAUGGCCAGUACCCCAACAACAACACCUAUCUUGCAAGUCGAUCAGGCCCGAUUCAGCAAAUAGGACCCCAGCAGAUCAUGUCGGUCUACAAUCUGCUAGAGCCAAAUAUGCCGGAAGCUAGCAUGUCCGACGCCAGGAGCCAAGAACUGUACGACUACAUCAAAGAUCGGUUCCAUGGCAAUGACAGUGACGAACAGCGCAAUACGAGGGAGUCCAUAAUUUCUGGAGACAGAAGCAGAAGUGAUCAUAUGCUGAGCAAGCGGAUGAUGCAGGCCUAUAUCGGAUCUUUUUGGAAGCACUUCAACGCGCAGAUGCCGAUUUUGCACAAGCCUACCUUUGUCGCCGACAAAACACCAACAAUACUUCUCUUGGCAAUCAUGGCCACAGGAGCUGCCUGCCUAGACAAGAAGCGCGGCACUGAAGUGACCAUGGCGGGUGUACGCCUGUCAAACUUUUUGGUCACACAUCUGCGAUGGGAGGUAUUCAUGGAUCCUGGUUUCCGCCCGCCGGCGAAACUAUGGGUUUUUCAAACGCUCAUCUUCUUAGAACUGUAUGAGAAGAUGUGCUCGACGAGAGAAUUACAUGAAAGAGCGCAUAUACACCACGCCACCACGAUUACCCUCAUGCGGCGGGGUCGAAGCUUGAUAGGAAAAUCGUCGUCUGAAUCACCGACACAGGCGGGCGCCGCCACACCGGCCAAGACAGCAGACGAGCAGUGGGAGCAUUGGAUAAUCAACGAGUCGACAAGACGAGUUGCCAGUGCGGCUUUCAUGAUUGAUUCCCUCCAUGCCACCAUGUUUGGCCACUCGGUUGUCAUGGCUGCCCAUGAAAUGCGGUUGCCGCUGCCGUGCAACGAAUCGUUGUGGACAGCCACGAGCAGCGCCGAGUUCAGCAGGAUUGAAAACAAACUCAUGUCUCAAGGCGUGAUGCCAGUUUCCUUCCUGGAAGGGCUAAAGAAAACGCUCAACAAGCAGCCUGUGUACACAACGUACUUUGUACGAGCUGUACUCAUGGCAGGGCUGCUCAACGUUACAUAUCACUUAAACCAACGCGACCUGCAAGCCAACGUACUUGGAAGCGGCAUGUCUCAGACCCUUGGCGGGCGAGACAAGUGGCGGUCUGCGUUGACGCGAGCGUAUGACUAUUGGAAGUCAGAUUUCGAUGAUUCUCUGAGGGAAAAGCAGCCCCAACGAGAUCCAUACGACACUGAUGAGAUAGACACUGACACUUACACGUUAUUCGAGAGUCGCACGGUGCUACAUCACCUUGCGCACAUGGCCAUGCACGCCGACAUUGUAGAUUGUCAAAUCUAUGCCGGGGCUAAGCGACUUUUAGGCCGGCCCGUGGGCGCAAAUGAGUUAUUGGCGGCACAGCGGCGCAUAAAGGAGGACUGGGCACCGUCGGCAAAAGCACGCGAUGCCACAUUUUACGCGCUCAAGCUCCUUCGGUUUGUGCUUGCACCGGAUCAGAUCGAGCUCAAGGAAGACACGCCUGUGCGGCCCCAUGUAGGCCAGCCGUACGAGGUGCGCAACGACAUUCUAAUGAACCGGCCAUGGGUGAUUUACUUUGCGGUUCUGAUACUGUGGUGCUAUGGAUAUGCGCUAGAAGGGCCAAGUCGAAGCCGCGCGGAAUCGACGACGACGCACCGGGACAGGUGGGGGCAAAUGCGUGGCUACCUGUCAGUGUACGCCGGGCUGGACGAGCCGAGCGAGCUCCAGGACAUGCGGGGCUUCAACGGCAACCUAUCGCUGCUGAUGGUGCUGCGAGACACGCUGGGACAGUCGCGGUGGGAGCUGUUGCACGAGGCAGGCAGGCUGCUGCAGAACUGCAUCAUGCUGAGCCAAGGGGGGCCGACGGCAUGA